GUCAAUAAAGAGACUGCUAGUAAAUUGCUAUUAGGUACCAAGAGGAGCAGAAGAGAAUAAAAGGAACAUUUACUUGGCACCAAACACUCCGCCAUGUGUGGUUAAAGCAUACUACGAGCAAUUUGAAAGAGACUUUGGGACGUUUAUAAAGUGUAGGGCCAAGGAGUUGGUGGCUGGUGGGGGUAUGGUUCUAACCAUUGCUGGGCGGAAAAGUGAAGACCCACGCAGCAGGGAAUGUUACCAUCUCUAUGAACUCUUAGGAUUGGCACUCAGUGAUCUUGUUGACCAGGGAUUGAUUGAAGAAGAAAAGUUAAACACUUUCAACAUUCCUUACUACACACCAUCUCCAAGGGAAGUGAAGCACAUAGUUGAAAACGAGGGGUCCUUCUCCAUCAACUCCUUGGAAGUUGCAUACGUUCAUUGGGAUCCUUCUGAGUUCGUGGACGAGAAUAAGUUGGAAGAAGAAGGGUACAACGUUUUCAAGUGUUUUAGAGCGGUGUCUGAACCAUUGGUUCUCACUCAUUUCGGAGAGGGCGUUAUCGAGAAAAUUGAGCAUCAAUGCCGAAAGAAGGUUCUGGAGUCUUUCUUUAAAGGGAAUAUUCGUCUUUACAAUGUCGUUGUCAUCGUCACAAAAAAAAUGUAAUACAUGGAAACAACAAAUUCGUGAAAUUUACAUGGCGAAGACCUAUGUGUGUUGUCCUAUUGUUAAGAGGUCUAUAUAUUGCUUUAGAUCCAAUGAUAUCAUAAACCAAUUCCCUCUAUUUUAGUGUGUCUGUACUGAAUUUCUCAGCGUUCUGUGUAAUAAUUUAAUAAAUAAAACUUGGAUUG
Messenger RNA from Cuscuta campestris, 828 nucleotides. The record is from the annotation of a GenBank genome assembly. NCBI's taxonomy places the organism in Eukaryota, Viridiplantae, Streptophyta, Magnoliopsida, Solanales, Convolvulaceae.